UCAAUUCAAACCAUGGCUGAGAAAGAGGGAGGCAUUGUCAAGAAGGGCCACGAGGAGGGCAUUGAGCUGGCCCUCUCCCUCCUCCAAGAGUUCGGCCUCCCGCUGGGCCUCCUCCCUCUCGCGGACGUGGUCGAGGUGGGCUUCGUGAGGAGCACCGGCUACAUGUGGAUCGUCCAGAAGAAGGAGGUGGAGCACAGCUUCAAGCUGGCGAGCAAGCUCGUGAGUUACGACACCGAGAUAAAUGGCUACGUCGAGAAGCACCGCAUCAAGAAGCUCAAGGGGGUGAAGGCCAAGGAGCUCCUGCUCUGGCCUCCUGUAAGUGAGAUCACCGUCGACGACCCACCCACCGGGAAGAUCCACUUCAAGAGCUUUGCUGGGGUCACCAAGACCUUCCCGGUUGAGGCCUUCGCCGCCGGGCAGUAGGGACGUACGUACUCUUGGCAUUCAAUGAGUGAUGGAGCGUGGUCGAUUAUAUGUUUAUCUGCUUGGUUUGCUACUGUUGUUUGGCUUGCUUUCGUCCUAGUUUAUAUAAUAUUUAAGUUGUGUAGUUGCUCUAAAAGAAAUGAUGUACGCCUUUGUUGACGAUGGCAUUGUGGUUUUGUGCCGUGGAUGGUUUUGGCCGGCUUGGCUUUCUUAUGGCGCUAGUCUAGUCUUCAAUUUGCUUUUCCAACAAGCAAGAACUAUACUUGUUAUUAUUAUCAUCUUGUGACUGGUGGUUU
Messenger RNA from Phoenix dactylifera (date palm), 719 nucleotides. RefSeq lists its product as uncharacterized. Lineage: Eukaryota; Viridiplantae; Streptophyta; Magnoliopsida; Arecales; Arecaceae. The record is from RefSeq and is a predicted model, not a curated record.